Anastrepha obliqua is the source of this 3040-nucleotide messenger RNA. It is a transcript of the gene Aasdh, whose product is annotated as beta-alanine-activating enzyme. Gene Ontology annotation, molecular function: protein binding. Gene Ontology annotation, biological process: amino acid activation for nonribosomal peptide biosynthetic process. Bases 20 to 3022 code for a protein of 1000 amino acids. The transcript is spliced from 6 exons. The record is from RefSeq and is a predicted model, not a curated record. Lineage: Eukaryota; Metazoa; Arthropoda; Insecta; Diptera; Tephritidae.
UUGUUCUUCACUUUGUGAGAUGGGGAUAGUAUACGAUUUAACGUUAUUACAGAAGUUUCGAAGAAAUUUGUUUAUUAUUUAUAGAUCAGAGUAUGAGGAAAUAUCUUUUACAUAUGACACAAUAUUGGGGACAGUGAGCGAGGUUUUGGAACAGUUCAAACUUUACAAUGUAAUUCCAAACGUAGGUAUUGCAUUGCAAAUACAAAGUCUGACAGCUUCUGGCAUUGUUCUACUACUUAGCAUCCUCAACUACAAUUGUUACUUCAUUCCAUUGCAUUGCAAUACAGCGCAAUCACACUUCGAGGCUGUGUUGAAUGCACAUGGUGCAAAAUAUGUAAUAGCCGAUCUGAAGUAUGAUAAUGGAAAUUGUAAACAAAUAGGGUGUGUAACGGUUUUUCAUAACAAAAUGUACAUUUAUGAAAAUACAAGUUUAAAGAAAAAUGCAUGUGUCGACGUUCCAAACCUCUGUUAUAGUAUUGCUACGUCGGGGACUACGGGACUUCCAAAGAUCGUACAAGUGCCGUACUCUUGUGUGGAACCCAAUAUUGUCGCGAUCAGUACACAGUUAAAAAUAUCGGAAUCUGAUGUGAUUUAUUUAUGCGCCCCUUUCACAUUUGAUCCCUUCAUGGUGGAUUUAUUUUUGGCACUCAAUAGAGGAGCUGCGUUGCUAAUAUCCGCACCAACUUUGCGAUUAAACCCAAAUAAAUUAGUAAAGAUUUUAUGGCCAAAACUUCUAGAUCACGACAGAUCUUUAUUAAGAGAAAAUUCGAAUUGCAUAGGUGCGACCUUUUUACAGGCAACUCCUUCAUUUUUCCGUCUAUUUGGUGAUGCUGCCAUAAAGGAUGUGAUCUUACACGAAAGUAAUUCCUUGCGAUGCUUAGUUUUAGGUGGGGAAGAUUUUCCCACAAGAUUGGAAUGGAACUCUUGGUUGCCAUCUGCGCCAAUAAAUAAGCGCAUAUUUAAUAUUUACGGAAUAACGGAGUUGUCGUGCUGGUGUACAAUGCAUGAAUGCAAUUUUAAUGAUGGCUGGGAACGAGCUCCUCUUGGUGCGCUACUCGACAAUCAGACUAGUCUUCGCAUAAUCGAUAAGAGUGGUAUGGAGUUAUCUGGAGUAUGCGAGGGACAAUUGGAGAUUGGUAGUGCGACUCGAAAGUGUUAUAUUCUUUCCAUAGAUGGCCAGUUCAGUCAUGAGAGCACUGAAUUGUGUUUCCGCGCUACUGGUGAUGUGGUCCGUCAGGAUGAAAGUGGAAAUUUGUUCUAUUUAGGCAGAAUAGACAGCAUAAUUAAGCGAAGGGGUGUUCGCUUAAAUCUAGAAAUUCUGCAGCAAAAUAUACAGAUGUUAUUAAAGACUGAACAUAGAAAUAUUAAAUGUGUCUGGCAAGAAGAAGUGCAAAAGCUCAUUUGUUUUAUAGAAACUAGUGCAGAUUACCCUAACUCCGGACCGGUGCAUAUCCGACGACUUUUGGCAGAAAACUUAAUGGAAAUAGAGCGACCUGAUGAUAUAAAAUUUAUUCGCAAAUUUCCUCUAAACUCACACGGAAAAGUAGAUAUUCGUUGUAUGCUUUCACAAAUUGCCGAAGACACAUGCCAACAAUCGGUAAAGCCCGUAGAAAUUUUACAGAGUUUUAUUAUAGAAACUUUGGGAUUUGAUCCAUUGAACCCAAUCUCGGAGGUGCCCAGAAUUAGUACCAGAAAUAAGCCGGAUCCUAUUUUGUCAUUUACAGCUGCAGGUGGCACAUCUUUCCAGGCAAUCGUAUUGGCUAGUGAAAUUGGUGCGAUUUUGGAGCACACCAGCAAUCGUAGUGAAUUAUUAGGAAUGUUACUAAACCCACAACAGUCGCUAAUAUCUAUUAAGGACUUUUUGGUAUCAUGCUCAUUAUCGAAAACUCAAAUUAUAUCUAAAGUACAAUCCAAUAAGCGAAAUGAUUGUCUUGCAAAAAAUUUUAAGUUUCUUUGGCGUACUAGUCUUAAUAAAUGUGUGGAUUCAUCUCCAAUCAUUGUUGGAAAUAAAUGGAUAUGUGUUGGUUCACACUCGCAUAUUUUAGCAACACUUGAUGGCAGACAAGGGAAUCCCAUAGCUGUACUGGAGCUACCGGAUCGAAUAGAGUGCAAAGUGGAAGUGGCUUUGAAUGAUAAAAAUCCCUAUAUGGCGUUCGUGGGUUGUUAUGAUCAUCAUUUGUAUGCUUUUAACUACACAAAUGGUCGUAUUUACUGGCGAAUAGACAUGAGCGGAAUCAUCAAAGCGAAACCUUUAAGCUGCAAAUCCGGGCUUAUCGUAGCUACUUACGGCAAGACAUUCAAUGUGUUUUGCGUUUGCUUAAAGACACAAAAUUAUAUUUGGCGUCAAAAAGUCGGUACGAUAGGUAUCUUUGCCAGUCCAGUAUUGAUAAAUGAUGCUGCAAUGAUAAUUUGUGCUCUGGAUGGUACUUAUUGCAGCGUUAGUGCAGAUUCUGGUAAAUGCCAGUGGUUGCAAAAGUGUGGUUCACCUAUCUUUUCAACACCUAUUGUAAUCAACGAGGAAAACAUAAUUAUUUUAGCCGAAGUUGUAGGAAAGGUGCACAUUUGUAAUACAGAAAGCGGAGAAGUGAUAAAAACAUUCUGUGCUGGAUCUUCAAUUUUUUCUGGUUUAACUACAAUACCUGAUAUGAAUAGCAAAGUACAAAGCAAUGAUACAAGUUCGAGAAAAAUUUUAUUCGGUUGCUACGAUAAGAAUGUGUACUGUUUAAAGUACAUGAAUGCAGCUGAUGAAAACCAGCAAAGUACACCUGUAUUACACCUACUAUGGAAGGUACAACUUGAUAGCAACAUCUUUGCAACACCUGUAGCCAUUUCUAUGAAGAAAGAUAACUUUGUAUUAAGCUGUUCCAUUAAUGGUUUAAUUGCGCUUUUGUUGGCUGAAACCGGCGAGUUAGUUGCUACACACAAACUACCCGCAGAAGUAUUUUCCACUCCUUGUCAACUAAAUAAUCAAAUUUUUUUAGGUUGCAGGGAUAAUUACGUCUACUCAUUUUCCAUAAAGUAAUUUUAAAAAGGUUGAAAA